CUGGCUUCCAGAAAACCUCAUCCAUGAUGGCAGCGGCGAAGAUGAAGGUCUUGUUUGUAUGUGUAUGCUUCUUGGCCCAGUCUCUCGCUCAAAACCUGGAGCUUCCGAGGCUUCCAUACGAGUACGACGGUCUUGAGCCUCAUGUGGACGAGGAGACGAUGCGGGUACAUCAUCUAGGUCACCAUGCAGCAUACUUGGCGACUGUGAACAAUGUGCUUUCGAUGCUUAGAUCCAAUGAAACUACAAAACCGCUGGCCAAGAUGGGGAUCGAUAAGCUACUGCAGAACUUAGAUCAAGUACCGACUGAACAUGUCACUCCAUUGAGAAAUGGAGGUGGGGGUUUUGUGAAUCAUUUCCUAUUUUGGAAGUGCAUGUCUCCCAAUGGGACCCGAUUCGAGAUGGAUGAUGUCUUUGGAAAAGCUGUCACUGCGCAGUUUGGAAGUAUUCAGGCGCUUCUUCAAGAGUUUCGCGAAAAAGCGACGAAGCUUUUCGGAUCUGGGUGGACAUGGCUGGUGUUGGAGCACUCUACGAAGAGGUUGUACAUCACGACUACUCCUAACCAGGACACUCCAGCCAUGCAGGUUGGUCACAUUCCAAUCUUAGGCUUGGAUCUUUGGGAGCAUGCAUAUUACUUGAAGCACCAGAACAAGAGGGCUGAGUACAUCAGCAGCUUCUUUAAUGUUAUCGACUGGAAGGCGACUGCAGCACGAUAUGAGGAGGCUCUCAAGCAGCCCAAAACAGAGCUCUAAAUGAUCUGAAUCUUGAAUAAACAGAGCUCUAACUUAGUAAUGAUCUGAAACGUGAAUAAAACAGAGCUCUAAUG
This is a messenger RNA of Guillardia theta CCMP2712, 823 nucleotides long. RefSeq lists its product as hypothetical. Gene Ontology annotation, molecular function: superoxide dismutase activity; metal ion binding. The coding region runs from base 24 to 749 and encodes 241 amino acids. Gene Ontology annotation, biological process: superoxide metabolic process. The record is from RefSeq and is a predicted model, not a curated record. NCBI's taxonomy places the organism in Eukaryota, Cryptophyceae, Pyrenomonadales, Geminigeraceae. The transcript has 11 exons.